AGGCCAUUAUUAAAAACUUGACUAAAGAACAAGACAUUAAAAUGAAUGAAUUAGCUUGCUAUAUCCAACAAGGAUGGAUAUACUUCAACCACAGUUUAUAUUACGUUUCAUCUACUAAAAACACCUGGAAUGACAGCAGAGAGGACUGUCUGCAGAGAGGGGCAGACCUGGUGAUUAUCAACAGCAGAGAGGAACAGAACUUCAUAAGAGAGUUUAAAACUCGGACAUGGAUUGGAAUGACUGACGCAGAAAAAGAACAGACAUGGAAAUGGGUGGAUGGGACAACACUUACCAUCAGCUUCUGGGACACCGACGAGCCUAACGAUGCUGGUGGAGAUGAAGAUUGUGGAGAAAUCUAUUUGUAUGAAACAGAAAACUCCUGGAAUGAUGAACCGUGUGACAGUAAAAAUGUCUGGAUUUGUGAAAAAAAUUUAUAG
Pelmatolapia mariae (spotted tilapia) is the source of this 437-nucleotide messenger RNA. Its product is annotated as CD209 antigen-like protein A. Lineage: Eukaryota; Metazoa; Chordata; Actinopteri; Cichliformes; Cichlidae. The transcript is spliced from 4 exons. Bases 42 to 437 code for a protein of 131 amino acids. The record is from RefSeq and is a predicted model, not a curated record. Gene Ontology annotation, molecular function: signaling receptor activity.